Messenger RNA from Tripterygium wilfordii, 5036 nucleotides. Its product is annotated as integrator complex subunit 3. The record is from RefSeq and is a predicted model, not a curated record. Gene Ontology annotation, cellular component: cytoplasm. The transcript has 4 exons. Bases 2641 to 4185 code for a protein of 514 amino acids. NCBI's taxonomy places the organism in Eukaryota, Viridiplantae, Streptophyta, Magnoliopsida, Celastrales, Celastraceae.
CAGAGUCUAGAGAAGGAGAAAGGUGUCUUUGGAUUUAGAAGAUGUGACCGUUGGGUUAAUAUGGGUGUUAUUUUGAAAUGGGAGAAGUAUAAAAAUGGCCCAUGUACUUUAUUUUUUGGUUCAAAAAAGCCCUUCAACUUUCUUUUGGAUCAAAAAAACCCUUGUACUUACAAGAAACAAAAACGUUAGCCCUUCUAUUAAGAUUUUGUUAAAAUAUGCUGAUUUGGCAUUUAAAUGAUUUUUUCUUUAUUUUUCAACAAAUGAAAUAGCACUAAUUGUAAAUUUUUAUUUCUGACGUGGUAUAUAUGUGGACAUCACCAAUCAAAAUGUGACACAUGGCAAUUGUGAUUAAAACUAAAAACUAAAAUUGAUUAUUAAAAAAAAUCUGAUCAAAUAAAACCCUCCAUCUCCGGUGACCCACGACCAUCUCCGUCGAUAAUACUCCUCCUCCGGCGAAACCCCAUGAGAAACCAAACCCAAAAAUCAAAUCAAAAUCCCAAAAGCAAAUACUCCUUCCCUCACAAAGCCUCACCGUUUCAUGAUAUGGUCCUCACCACAGGCUCUCGAUCUUGCGACACCCACGAGCCUAUUAGGAUUCGACUAGCUGGAGACGUUAACAUAGAGAUCGAAACCCAUAAUCGGCACAGCUACGUGAGGCCAUGAGACAGUAAUAAAUGGGUCCACUGUUCAAACCCAUCACCCCAUGAGCACCAUUAAAUCUCAGAGAGCUCAUUUCUAGAAUUGAAGGCAUACAAGGCGCAAGGGGAUAUUGAAUUGCAGGAUAAUGGAGAUUUUUUGUACUUAAAGAGAGAGAGUUUCGGAGAUCAGUUUGGAAAGGGAACCAAUAGAGCUUAUGGUGUCACAACUGAACCUUGAAAUUGGUAGGUGAACACAGAAGACGGAGGGGGGAGGAGGAGAGAGAGGGGGAAGAAAAUAUUUAGGUUUUUACGUUUUAAUUUAAGAUUUUUUAAUUUGACAUGAUUUUUUUAUUUUAAAUUUUUUUGCCAUGUCAUAAUUACUAUUUGUAUUUUAACAUGCCAUGCCAGAUAAUUUGCGCCACAUCAACGAUUUUUAACGGAUUCUUGACAGAAGGAUUAACGUUUAUCAUUUUUGUAAGUACGAGGGCUUUUUUGAUCCAAAACAAAGUUAAGGGGCUUUUUUGAACCAAAGAGCAAAGUACAGGGGCCGUUUUCAUACUUAUCCCUUUUGAAAUUAAACUGGAAAAUAACGCCAACGGUCAAAAUAUUAUGGACGGCCGAUUUCUCUCGUGGUCAAGGUAUUGACAAUCCGCUCCUUGUCAAACGAGUUUUGAAAGAUGGUUUUAUAAAUUCUUCUUUGAUAUUAAUAUAAUAUUUACAUAAAAUGAGUUUUGAAAGAGUGUUUUUAAACGGGGAAGGGGAUUCGAAUCCUGAUCACCAAGGUGAUAAUACACACCAUCCUUACCAUUCUAACUAGUAAUUUGGGUGUGAAAGAGUAUAGAUAUGCACUCAAUUUGAACUAUCAUAUUAUAUAUUUUCUUUUUAUGACACAUAUUGUGUGUGCCUGAAUAUAUGUUGGGCGAUAGGGAUGACUGACUAUGAAUGGUUUUGUGAUGAUUGUCGAUGAACAAGUGGUUUGAUGAUCUGAAUAUUAGGUUUUUGUAUUAAACGAUGUUACUGACCAAAAAAGAAAAGUAAUAAACGAUGGAAUCUUUGAUUAAGAAGAAAGAUAAAAGAAAGAAGAACCAACGGGCCAACCCACUUCCAUACUGAUUAGGCCUAAAUCUGGGCCACGCCCAUCAGCAUCCUUAGAGGGGCCCAUACACUAAAUUUUUAUUUAUGGGCUUUAUCCCUCUUUCUGCCACUAACGAUGGCUUCAGAGCUGCUUUCCGCGACAAUAAUAUUUUCUUGUUAAAAUCGCGAUAUCCUUCUCUACUUCUUCUCCUCCUUCUCCUUCUUCGGUUCAAAGAUCGUUCCGCUUUGCGUCCUGAAGCUUCCAUUACCCGUCCUACAAAAGAGUACUUCUCUUCCAUAAGGCUCUAACUGGCUAAAGGUCUAAACGAGCGUAAGGAGCAUGCCGGGACUUAGAGUACUAUCUUGGAUAGCUUUUCUCCUAGCGAACAGCAGAGAUUGUGAUUCCAUUUAAGGAGUUAACUAUUUCAAGGUUUGUUGCUACCCUCUAUCUAUUCCUUUUUAUUGUCCCCGUGUGAGUAGUAUGCCGCAUGAGUAGUCCCUUCCCCAUUGUAGGAGGGGAGGAGGAUUCAUUCACAGAUUAGAGCGUCUAGGGUUGGGCCAGUUUGCUCAAAACCCUAAUCUCUUUUCUUCCAGAAACUUCUACUCUGAAGGCCCUUUUUAACUCGACAAACUAAAACGUCCAAUUUUCACUUCUUGAAAAUCUGAAAUUCUCUCAAGAACCUAACGGAAUCGGAGUGGCAGAGGAUUUGCUUAUCGAAGUUGAAAGAGGAGCCGUUUGUGCUAAAGGAAAGAAAUUUAACUCUAACUGCUCAUAUGGUUGAAACUUCGACUCCGAUUUCUCAUAAACGGAAUACUCUCACAGGGAACUCCUUUGCAGAAUCUUCUCUUACGCCUUUGUACCAACAAGCACACCAGCCUUUGAACUCGUACAAUAACCCAUCUUUUGUUAUUUUUUUCCAUUGUGUUUAUGGCCUCAAAACUUAUUAAUGUUGAAUCCUACCAAGCUGAGAAUAAAAUUGAAAGCUCCCUCAGGCGAGCUUUUGAGCUUUUGGAACCCAAACUAAGACCCCCAUUCCCCUUAUCGAUCCCAAACCUGGAAGAGUAUGCCGAGCUCAAUCGAGCCAUUCUUUAUGGGGUUUUGUGUGAACCUAAUUUUACCAAGACCCAUCUCAAGCAUUUACACGCCAUUGUCACUGAUGGGUAUAGCUUUUUCGUGAGUUUGCUUGUCAAUAUUGUUCGGGAAGUUUAUAACAAACUUGUAGAUUCAGCGAAAAAACAGUUGGUCUGGGUUGCCAGAGAGAUGGUUGAUGUGUUAGGUGUGGGAUUUGAUGAAUUGUUGGUGUGCUUGUUGAGGCAAAUUGUGGGCGGAGAUUUUACGAAGGGGAAUUUGUGGUUAUGUUUUGAAGUGGUGAAGAUUUUUUUGGACAAAUGGGAUUGCUUACUUGAAGAAGAACCAUUAGUUUUGACUAGUGCCUUGUAUACAUUUCUUCGAUUAUUAGCGGAUCAUUGUAGGUUAUCAAGUAAUGGAGAGGUAGAGAUGUUGAAGCAGUUGGAGAUUCAGUUUUGUGUUAAGAUGUUGAGGGAACAAUUUUCUUUGUGUAUGAGGAUUGGCAGGGAUCUUAUUAGAUUGCUACUAGAUUUGGUUCACUUACCUGAGUUCCGAGUCAUCUGGAGGGAUUUAGCAUUGAACCCAGGGGAGUUUACAACUCCACAAUUUUCGGAUAUUUCUGAAUUGUACCGCUUAAGGACUUCAAGUCGGUACUCCUUGCUUCGGAUCACACCGGAAAUGGAAACUCAAUUGCGGUUCUUGCUCACACAUGUUAAAUUGGGGAGUCAGAGGCGUUAUCAGGAGUGGUUUGCUAAGAAAUUUCUAUUUGCACCUGAGAGAGAGACUCUGAUAGUAGACAUUGUGCGGUUCAUUUGCUGUGCGCACCACCCAUCUAAUGACAUCAUACAGUCUGAUGUCCUUCCGAGAUGGGCUGCUAUGGGUUGGCUGCUAAAAUCCUGUACAAAAUCUUAUGUUGAAGCCAAUGUGAAGUUGGCUAUGUUUUAUGAUUGGCUUUUUUUCAAUGAGAGAGCUGACAAUAUUAUGAAUAUAGAGCCUGCAAUGCUGUUGAUGGUGUAUUCAAUACCGAAGUAUAUUGAUGUGACCCACUCUCUUCUUGAAUUUUUGUUCCUUCUUGUGGAUAACUUUGACAUGAAUCACAAUGAUCUAAUGAGAACUGGUGUGCUAUCGGCUUUCACUGUGCUAGUCCAGAAAGGAGUGGUUCGCUCACUGGAUGUUUUAACCUCAUGCGAUUCACUUUCUCCCAUUCUGAAAGAGAGGCUUAGGAGGUUAUUUUCAGCUUCAGAAGCAAUUGUCCAUAAGGAUUUGCAACCUGCUCAUCUUCCUCAUCAAUCUAUACCAUCCUUGGUUGGCCCAGAAACUCCAACAAUGAUUACAGCUGGUGUGUCUUCCUUGUCUUUUCCAUACAAAAGGAAGUCGUCACUUGCUAAUAUGCAGGAAGUUUGAAUCAACUUCGGGGACAUGCUUCAUUUGACCCUUAUGUGAAGGAAGUUUGAUGCAAAUCCGAGAUACGCUUGCCAUAUGAUCCUUACUUAAAGUGUGUCGCAAAUGAACUGGUGAAAGGACACCGUGAAGAUGUCAAAGAGAGAGAGAUACAAGUCUACAACUGUAAACUGAAAACAAAACAGCACAGAGCCCGAAUGUCUCGAAGAUUGGCAGGAAAACCCAGUUGUAUAUGAAAUAAUUCAAACCAUUUUCAUUGUUUUGAAGAUUCUGCUAUUCCUUUCUGACCAAACUAGCCAAAAAGUUGUUGGUGGAAGACUCUGAUUAACCUUCCUUCUGGUUAUAUCUUUGCAAAGUGAGUCCUAGACGUUUCAACCCAGAAGUCAGAAGGCGAAGCUACUACCCCCGUCAUGAUGAAAAUAAAUUCCAAAUGCUAGCCAAAAUAUGCCGGGUCCUACUACCAUGAAGAAAUAUGUCAGUUUCUUCUUCAGCUUUGCAUAGUGCAGACCUAAUUGUUAGAUACAGACCCCUUCUUUGUAAAUUGUCAAUGGUGAUAAUUUAAUUCCAAACGGCUGCCCACAUGAACAAAGAGUUCCAGGGACUAGGCAGGAAUCUUUGCCUCUCUUCUCUGCUUCUGGGGGAAGAAUUUUUCCACUCCAUUCUGCUCAAGUCUUUGUAGCUCACCGUGAUUUGAUGUUCUGUUUAUAAACCAGAUUCCAGAAUUCAAGCUAGGACUCUACUUACCAAUCAUGAGCAUCUGUAAGUUACAUUGACAUUGCUUUUUUUUUUGUAUGGGAUUCACUUUAUAAUUUUGAAAGGGGAAAUGAUUAUUUUCAGGAACUUUUUGGUGUUAA